Messenger RNA from Nothobranchius furzeri (turquoise killifish), 5474 nucleotides. It is a transcript of the gene ppargc1a, whose product is annotated as peroxisome proliferator-activated receptor gamma, coactivator 1 alpha. The record is from RefSeq and is a predicted model, not a curated record. NCBI's taxonomy places the organism in Eukaryota, Metazoa, Chordata, Actinopteri, Cyprinodontiformes, Nothobranchiidae. Gene Ontology annotation, molecular function: RNA binding; transcription factor binding. Gene Ontology annotation, cellular component: nucleus. Gene Ontology annotation, biological process: positive regulation of transcription by RNA polymerase II.
AGGUCCUGGUAAGUUUUUUCUUUUUUUGGACGUUACUAUACGCGCUGCCAGACUCCGCCCACUCCCUGCGCGUCAGUGCUGAGUUGAGUGGACCCGGAGUCACUCCCCUUGCCUACUUUUAAUAGCUUUGUCAUGUGAUGGAAAGCAGUUGUAAGACAGGUGCCCUCGGUUCAGUCUCGGCGAGGGGGCAGCAGUCGCCUGUGCGAGAGCGAGUGGGAAGCGCGCGUGUGGAUUUCUUUUUUACUUGAUUUCUUUUUUUUUCUUUUCCCCCCCUUUUUUAAUUUUUUCAUUUGUUUUUCGGACCGUCAUUCACUCUGGCUGGAUGGCGUGGGACAGGUGUAACCAGGACUCUGUGUGGAGAGAAUUAGAGUGUGCUGCCUUGCUUGGUGAAGACCAGCCCCUCUGCCCAGACCUCCCCGAACUUGACCUCUCAGAAUUGGACGUCAGUGACCUGGACGCCGACAGCUUCCUGGGUGGCCUUAAAUGGUACAGUGACCAAUCAGAGAUCAUCUCCUCUCAGUACGGGAAUGAUGCCUCCAAUCUUUUUGAGAUAGAUGAAGAAAAUGAGGCCAACUUACUGGCAGUGCUUACAGAGACUCUGGACAGCAUCCCGGUGGAUGAGGACGGAUUGCCUUCGUUUGAGGCCUUGGCAGAUGGGGACGUGACCAAUGCCAGUGACCGGAGCUGUCCCUCCUCUCCAGACGCCUCGCCACGAACCCCAGAGCCCGAGGAGCCUUCAUUGCUGAAGAAGCUCCUUCUGGCGCCUGCAAACUCCCAGCUCAGCUAUAAUCAAUACACAGGUGGCAAAGCACAGAACCAUGCAGCCAGCAGCAACCACCGGAUCAGACCACCACCUGCCGUCGUCAAGAUGGAGAGCCCCUGGAACAGCAAGGCAAGAGGGGGCUCCAGUCAACAGAACCGCCCGGUGAGGCGGCCCUGCACAGAGCUGCUGAAAUACCUAACGGCCACCGAUGACAUCCUGCUCAACGCCAAAGCCAGUGAAGCCAAGAGCGCCUGGGGGGGUUCCAGUAGCAGGGACAAGAGUGGCCUUGGUCUCUGUCCUUCCUCCUCCUCGUCGCCAUCCUCAUCGUCCACCUCCUCGUUCUCCUCCCUGUCCUCCACCUCCUCCUCCUCCUCUUCCUCCACCACCUCCAAGAAGAAGUCAGCAUCUCAACAGCAGCAGCAAUCGCCGCAGCAGCAUCACCAGCGAGGUGAGAGCCGGGCUGCAGGCGAGUGUAGUAUGGCUGGUCAUGGGGAAGGGAAGUGGCAGCGUUGCUCUCAGGAUGGCGGGGUUAAGGAGUCGGAGGGUGCCUCUGUCCCUGUUGGCCGUAGAACCUACGCCUGCGGUCACGCCCGCCCCAAACCACAACACGGGCCAGCCAGUGAAGAAGGAAGGCCGCCAGGCGAUGUCGGUGGCCUGGCUGCCGCUAGGUUCAUUAGGUAUAUGCAUUCUUAUUCCCUCCCUCCCCGAGAGGCGAGUCACAGCUGUGAGCAUUGCCGAGAGGCUGCAGGCGCCACUCGGGCGAGUGAAGGCUUUGGCAGACAAGGCCGCAGUAACAGCAGCGGUGCCGGCCGUGCACCGCGCAGACAUAUCACAGUGACCAUUAAGAAAAGAGACGAUAAGCCGGGGCACCCUUUACUCAGUCAGCUGCUCACCUCUAAACAGAGGCCCACUCGAUUUCGGGCCCAACUACCCCAACCCACAGUUAACCCUUUAUGCAGCACUAAGAGAAUAUCAGCUGGUAGGAGUUCUGAGAGGCCAACCAGUGUUUUUUCAAAGGUGGAACUGAAGGAGAUCAGAGGGACUACUGAUCAUAAAAACCAGGCGGCAGAGCCUGAAUCAGAACUCCUGUUUUCACCUUUUACCAAUCUAGGGGGCUGGGCAAGCCAGGUAGAGCAAGAUCUAGACACAGGCUUUGGACUAGAGGUGGGGUGUCUAAACCGGAAAGGUAAUGGGGACAUUGUUGAACAAGAUGUUGAUGGUGUUGUUGAUGAUGAUGACCAUGUCAUGGGCAGCCCUGCAGCGGUGCUCUCACUGGGCCGACCGAGCCCGCUCAUCCCAGAAACUAGCAUUGCAGAACCCACCCCUCCCUGCAUCACACAGGGGCAAGGGCGGCCACACAGACAGGCCCUCAGCGAGCACCCCGAUGACCAGGGCCACCUGUUGUUAGCCAAACCAACCACCUUGCCACUUCCUUUGACCCCAGAGUCUCCAAAUGACCACAAAGGAUCACCAUUUGAGAACAAAACCAUUGAACGCACACUAAGUGUGGAGAUUGCUGGAACCCCAGGUCUGACACCACCUACCACGCCCCCACACAAAGCCAGUCAAGAGAAUCCUUUCAAAGCAUCUCUGAAAACUAAGUUGUCCCCAUGUUCCUCCUCGGCCUUGACAUGCAAAAGAGCCAGGCUGAGUGAGUUGGGUGCCGGUGCUUUGGCUCCGGCCCCAGGUGCCUCAGCCGGAGGCCCCAUCCGGAAGGGUCCCGAACAGACUGAGCUCUAUGCGCAGCUGAGCAAAGCAUCCACUGCCCUCCCCGACGCUAUCACUCUAAAGGCAAUGGGGGGUGGUCUUGAGGAGCAUUGCAGCACUGGCAACAACAAGCGGGCGAUUUCCUGUCGCCACAGUGAUCAUGAUUAUUGCCAGGCAUCAGCUAAUACCAAGAAGGAUGGGGGUGCAGCACCUGUUUCCAUGACUCCAGCAGUGGAAAUGACAUUCACCCCAGGUGCUACUGCUGCUUCUGUGGCCAAUGCUGGCAAAGUGGAGAACAGGCAUGUCGAAUGUAAGGACUCAGCCAUCUCAGCAUCCUCUUCAUCAUCUUCUUGUUGUACAUCGUCAUCCUCACCUAGCCCUUUGACUAAGAAGCAGGAUUUUGUCCCUGUGGAUGGAGGAGCAUACUGUGUCCGGGGCUCAGGGGAACCGACCCUUACACAAACCCCACAGAUCCCCACACAAGGGGUAACCACUGUUAGGGACCAACCACAACUUUCUGCCUCCAGCCGGAAGCUUCUGUGCGACCAGGAAAUCAGAGCAGAACUUAACAAGCACUUUGGUCCUCCCCUAAAAGCCCUCUAUACCCAGAGUGGGCUGGAGAGAGAUUCAAGCAGCAAACCAAACAAGCCUACGGCCCCGCAAUCCUUUGAAGGGGGAGAGAAGGACUUUUCCUCCCAGAGGCUUUCUGGCUCCAGCUACCUGCAUCCAGGGUUUGUGUCAUUUCACGAUGAGAUCGAGUUGGAAAAGGGCCACGAGAGUUGCUUCAUCUUUCCAUGGGGGGGAACCCCUCUGGACCUACUCUUUGACUGCUCUCCCCGCUCUCCCUCCUGUUCCCCGCCAUCCAGUUGCUCCCGUUCACGAGGCUCCGUCUCCCCACCUUCCUCCCUGCUCUUGUCACCCAGCAGGCCUUUCUGCUGGGCCAGCAGCGGGUCCCGCUCCCGCUCUCGUUCCCAUUCUGGCUCCCGUAGCUCCUCGUCACGGCACCGCAGGCGCUCUCUGUCCAGCUCACCGGGCAGACGGCCUUCCUCCUGGUCUCAUCACAGCUCAGAUGUGAACGCUUUUCGCUCCAGAAUUCAAAAGAGCCCCCACCCUCGGUCUCGAUCUCCUCUCAGCCGCAGGCCAAGGUAUGACAGCUACGAGGAGUACCAGCACGAGAGGCUGAAGAGGGAGGAGUAUCGCCGGGAUUAUGAGAAGCAGGAGUUUGAAAGGACCGAGCAGAGAGAGCAGCAAAGGCAAAAAGCAAUAGAGGAGAGACGGGUGGUGUACGUGGGGCGACUGAGGUCCGACUGCAGCCGAACAGAGCUGAAGCGCCGCUUUGAAGUCUUUGGGGAAAUUGAAGAAUGUGCAGUGAACUUAAGGGAUGAUGGGGACAAUUUUGGCUUCAUCGUGUACCGCUACACCUGUGACGCCUUUACCGCCCUUGAGAACGGACACACCUUACGCAGGUCAAAUGAGCCUCAGUUUGACUUGUGUUUCGGUGGACAAAAGCAGCUCUGCAAAUCGCAUUACACAGACUUGGACUCCCAUUCAGACGACUUUGAUCCAGCCUCCACGAAAAGCAAGUAUGACUCCAUGGAUUUUGACAGCUUGCUGAGGGAGGCCCAGUGCAGCCUGAAAAGGUAACCGGUGCAGUGGCGUGCCCGCUGUCUGUCACAAGGAGGGACUUCUUAUACCUCACUGUUGUUUCUCGCUCCUUCGACGAAGAGACUACUAGAAGUUUUACACUCUGUCAAAGAGUAUCCAAGCAUAUAGACUUAUAUCAAUAUAAAUGAAUAUAUUCAAAUUAAAGUUUACAUGAAGAUGGCUACUGAAGAGACUUUCCGAGGAAAGCCAGUGGACUCUCAGAAAUUUGGUUUAAUGCACUCUACAGCUGUUCAACCAGUCAACGAAGAAGGAAGUGUUUUUCUCCAAGCACUACAAUGCCCACAGUUCUUUUUGGGUGAAAACAUGCAGCUUGUUUAACCAGAUUUGGGUUUUUUCCUGUUGUGAUUUUUGUUUUGAAGUCUGGUGUUUGGAUCUGGUGUUACGUUACAAACAAGAAUAUAGGGAAUUGUAACUUGGAGGUAAAAUGAAUAAUAAUGAAGGUAAUGUCGUUCUACAUUUUAAUAAAAAGAAAAUGUAGCUGUGCAUUUACAGAUAAUAAAAAAAAUAUUUUUAUUUUAGUUUUGUUGUUGUUACAGCUAUGCACUGUAAAACGCAGACUUUUCUAAAAAAAGAGAACAUUUCUUAAUUCAGAAUGUUGAUCUGUAGUAAUUACAAUACUGUAAAGCAUAUUGUACACCUACAUGAUGUUUGAAAGACAUGACAUGAUUGUAAAAAAAAAACGGUUAAAAAAAGACAGCUCAUUUUUUGCGGGAGCAUGUAAACACAUUUUUUUUUCAAGUUUUUUUGUUGAGGGAUUAGGAAAACAACACCAUGUAUAGUUUUAUCUGCUGAUAAUGUUUCUCGAUCAGUGUUUUUGCUUAUACAACAAGAUGCAUUUUUAAACAUGUUUUUCAUGAUUGUAUAAAAAGAGCCCAUUUUUUAAACAAUUCUUUAUCACUGAUUGUUUUCUUAAACUAUAUAUUCAUUUUAUGUCCUGUGAUUGCCAUUAAUGAGACAGAGCAACAACAUUCAAAGCUUUCAAAAUCAGACGUAUUUAUGUAUUUAUUUUAAUAUUUUAAUCAAAAAUAUAUAUUUAUGAACUCCAUUUUUAACAUGGCGUACCUCAUGAAAAAAAUGUUCCUAUUUAUUUUGUGACAUUUGAUUUUUGUGUUAUUUAACUUGCAAUCACUGGACAGGGUGUACAAUAAAUGGUUUGGUGUGGUCUAAUAUUACCUUCUAUGCCUUCCAAAACAAUCAAAACAUUCAGCUGAUCAGUCUAGACGUCAGGCUCUUCGUUUUUAUUUGUUUUACUAAUUUGUCUCAAAUUUACAGUAUCUACCUGGUAUCCUUUUCCAUUAACAUACACAAAACAUGAAGCAAUAAAAUAACUUUGCAAGAA